AUGGCACGGCCGGUUAAGAGGCAAGCAUCAGGAGCAGGAGCACCAGGAGCACCAGCAGCACAAAAACAAGAUGAGAUUAAGGAGGAACACCUUUUGGCUUUCAUUGUGAAGGACAAAUAUAAAGAAGAACAAAAAUGCAAAGAAGAACUCGAGAAAUAUUGUAAAGAGUUGAAGGAAGCAGAUAAAAAUCUAGAGAAUGUGGAUGAUAAAGUUAAAGGACUUUGUGAUGAUAAAAAACGAGACGGAAAAUGCAAAACCCUGAAAGGCGAAGUUGAAAAAGAAUUGAAAGCUCUUGAAGAGGGACUUGAUGCAUUGGUAGAUAUAAAAGAUGAAAAUUGUAAAAAAUAUGAAGAAAAAUGUAUACUUUUAGAGGAAGCAGACCCAGCUAAUCUUAAGGAUAACUGUAUCGAGUUGAGGGAAGGAUGUUACAAAUUGAAGCGUGAAAAGGUGGCAGAGGAGCUUCUUUUCAGGGCGCUCGGAGGGGAUGCUAAAGAAGUGAAUGAAUGUAAAGGAAAGAUGGAAAAGGUUUGCCCAGUGUUGAGCCGAGAAAGCGACGAAUUGAUGUCUUUUUGCCUUGAUCCAAGUGGAACGUGUGGAGAUCUGAAAACAAAAUUGGAUACUGUUUGUGGGCCUUUAAAAGAAAAGCUUAAAGAUGGCGAAUUAAAGGAAAAAUGUCAUGAAAGACUUGAGAAAUGUCAUUUUUACGGAGAAGCGUGUGAUGGUUCAAAGUGUGAUGAGGAUAAGAAGCAGUGCGAGGGAAAAGGAUUCACAUAUAAAGCACCGGAAUCUGAUUCUAGUCCGGUCAAGCCGAAGCCGUCGUUGUUGAGAAGUAUUGGGUUGGAAGAUGUGUAUAAAAACGCGGAAAAACAUGGGAUUAUUAUUGGAAAAUCAGGAGUGGAUCUACCAAGGAAGUCGGGUACAAAAUUUCUGCAAGAUCUCUUGCUAGCGUUGAGCAGAGAUGGGAAUGAGAAGGAACCAGAUAAAAAGUGCACCGAAGCGUUAAAAAAAUGUGAAACUUCUAAGUAUUUGGAUCAUAAUUUGAAAGAGUUAUGCAAAGAUGAAAAGAAAAACGACAAAUGCAAAGAAUUACUAGAUGUAAAUGUAAAAGAAAGAUGUACAAAUCUCAAAUUAAAACUUUAUCUCAAAGGGUUGUCUACAAAAUAUAAUAAUGAAAAAUCAGAUCCUUUAUUCUGGAGAGAACUGCCAACAUUAUUUACGAAGGGAGAGUGUGCAGAACUUGAGUCGGAAUGUUUCUAUUUAGAAAAUGCGUGUAAAGAUAAUGAGAUUGGUGAAGCAUGUCAAAAUCUACGAUCAGCGUGCUAUAAAAAGGGACAAGACAGGAUGUUGAAUAAGUUCUUUCAAAAGGAAUUGAGGGGAAUGCUUGGUCUUGUAAGAUAUCGUAGCGAUCCUGGUGAUUGUAAAAAAUAUGUAGUGGGAAACUGUACAAAACUUGAUAAAAAAUAUCUUCCACGAUGUCUUUAUCCUAAAGAACUAUGUUAUGCGCUUUCAAAUGAUAUUUUUCUUCAAUCCAAAGAGUUAAGUUUGCUUUUAGAUGAUCAGAGAGAUUUUCCAUUAGAAAAGGAUUGUGUUAAAUUGGGAGAGAAGUGUGAUGAACUUAGUAGUGAUUCAUUAUUGAAUUUAGAAAAGUGUAUAACAUUGAAAAGACGCUGUGAAUACUUUAAGGUUACAGAAAGAUUUAGAAAAGUAUUUUUAGAAAAAAAGGAUGAUUCGUUAAUGAUUCAGGAAAACUGUACAAAGGCAUUGCAUGAGAAAUGUAAUACUUUAUAUAAGAGGAGAAAGAAUUCAUUUAGUGUUUCAUGUGCUUUACCAGAAGAAACAUGUAGUUAUAUGGUAUUCCAUACAAGUCAAGAUUGUAGAUAUUUAAAAGAAAACAUCAAGAAUGAAGGAAUUGUAGGAAAAAUUGGAGGAGCAAAUGGAAAUGAAGCAACACUCGAAGAACUCUGCACAACAUGGGGCCGACAUUGUCACCAACUUAUGAAGAAUUGUCCGGAUGACUUGAAAAAAAAAGAUAAUGGCAAUGAUCAUAACUGUGACAAACUCGAAGAAAAAUGCAGUGAAACCUUUAAAAGGUUGAAAUUAGAGGAGGAGCUGACUCACCUGUUGAAAGGCAGUUUAAGCAAAGAUGAUGAUUGUAAAAAAAAAUUAGGAGAGAGUUGUACUGACUUGCAAAAGAAUGGAACAUUCAAAAUUCUGCUUACUAAUUGUGAUGAUCCUACCAAGGGAAAUGUUUGCAAAAAAUUAGUUGGUAAAGUAAAAGAGAGAUGUCUUACUUUAAAAGACGAACUGAAGAAAGCGAAAGAUGAGUUGACAAAGAUGAAGAAUGAGUACGAUGAGCUCAAAAAGGCGGCAGAAGAAUCUACAAAUAAAGCUAAGUUAUUACUAUCGAAGCCUCGAGAAACUGUAAUGCCAAGUGCGCAGAAUGGCAGUGCUUCAGAGCAAGUAUUACAACCAGUACAACCAGAAUCAGGGUCAUCAUCAUCACCAGCAGUGCCACCACCACCACCAUCAACUGGUGGAACAUCAGGCACACCAGGGACACCAAGUGGAACGAUGAAGUAUGCAAAACUUGGACUCGUUAAAAGAGCGUAUGUAGAUGGAGGAGUAUCAGAAGUAGAGGUCAAAGCAUUUGAUGCAACGACGGUAGCAUUGGAGCUGUAUUUGGAAUUGAAAGAGGAAUGCAGCGCUUUACAACUAGAUUGCGGUUUUAAAGAGGAUUGCGAGGAAUCUAAAAAAGUUUGCGGAGAAAUAGACGAUUUAUGUAAACUGGAACCAUUAGAAAUUAAGCCUCAUCAUACAGAGAAAAUAACAGAAACGAAGACGGAAACAAAGACGGAAACAAAGACGGAAACAAAGACUGAUGGCAAGGCUGAUGAGAAGACCGUUGAGAAGACUGUUACGGUAACCAAAUCGGAAAGUGGAGGAAAAGUAACAGAAGAGUGUACAAUGAUACAGACGACAGAUACAUGGGUGACAAGCACGUCAUUGCAUACGAGUACGACAACGAGUACGUCGACAGUGACGUCAACAGUGACGUUGACGUCGAUGAGAAAGUGCAAACCUACCAAAUGUACCACCGAUUCAAACAAAGAGACACAGAAAGGAGGAGAAGAAGAAGAAGAAGUGAAACCGAAUGAUGGGAUGAAAAUAAGAGUUCCUGAUAUGAUUAAAAUAAUAUUGUUGGGAGUGAUUGUUAUGGGGAUGAUGUAA
Messenger RNA from Pneumocystis carinii B80, 3228 nucleotides. RefSeq lists its product as hypothetical. The transcript has a single exon. Bases 1 to 3228 code for a protein of 1075 amino acids. NCBI's taxonomy places the organism in Eukaryota, Fungi, Ascomycota, Pneumocystomycetes, Pneumocystales, Pneumocystaceae. The record is from RefSeq and is a predicted model, not a curated record.